UUCGCGAUGAAAUUUUAUGAAAACUUCACUCGAAUUUGUUUUACAGACACAGUCCUCCUCUGAUCUUUUUCUCGGGAAGCUCCUAAUGCUAUUGUGAGAUCGAUCCAGGUUCAGUUGUUUCCUUCUAGUUGUUGGUGUUGUUGGGAUCCAAAAAGCCAAUCAAAAUGGUUGUCCUAGCUGCUUCCAUCGUGAGUAAGUCCGGGAAAGUGCUUGUUUCCAGACAAUUUGUGGACAUGUCUCGUAUCAGAAUUGAAGGCCUGCUUGCAGCUUUUCCCAAGCUGGUUGGCACUGGCAAGCAGCAUACAUAUGUUGAGACUGAGAAUGUCCGAUAUGUUUACCAGCCUAUUGAAGCCUUGUUUUUGCUUCUUGUCACAACCAAGCAGAGCAACAUUCUAGAAGAUUUGGACACUUUGAGGAUGCUCUCCAAACUUGUACCCGAGUAUUCCAUGUCUUUAGAUGAAGAAGGGAUUGGUGGGGCUGCCUUUGAGUUGAUAUUUGCCUUUGACGAAGUCAUUUCCCUUGGGCACAGGGAGAGUGUCACAGUUGCUCAGGUUAAGCAGUACUGUGAGAUGGAGAGUCAUGAGGAGAAAUUGCACAAACUGGUCAUGCAGAGCAAAAUCAAUGAGACUAGAGACGUGAUGAAGCGUAAGGCUAGUGAGAUUGACAAAAGCAAGAUUGAGAAGAAUAGAGGUGACAAGGGAGGAUUUAUGUCCUUGAGUUCAAUGGGAUCUGGAAAACUUGAGAGCAGUUUCAGUGACAUGAGCAUAUCCAGCGGAGGUGGUGGUGGUGGUGGUUUUGGAAGUGGAUCUGGUUUUGGCAUGAUCUCAGAUAUUGAGCCUACUGGUACCAAAGCUAAAGAUCGGCUUAGGUCUUCUGCUACUGCUCCUUCCAAGGGUCAUGGCAUGCAACUUGGCAAGUCCAAGAGGGCGAACCAGUUGAUGGAGUCCCUUAAAGCAGAAGGUGAAGUCAUUGUUGAAGAUGUUAAGCCUAUAAUAGGCCAAUCCAAAGUGGCUGCUCCACCUCCAACUGAUCCAUACACAUUGACGGUUGAAGAGAAGCUCAGUGUCACAUUGAGACGGGAUGGCGGAAUCAGUAACUUUGAUGUUCAAGGCACCUUGUCUCUCCAAAUUCUUAACCAAGAAGAUGGUCUGGUCCAAGUUCAGAUCGAAACUGGUGGAAAUCCCGGCAUCCUUUUCAAGACCCAUCCUAACAUAAACAAAGAACUGUUUGCUAACGAGAAUAUCCUCGGUCUGAAGGACCCUAACCGGCCAUUCCCCACCGGUCAAGGCGGAGAUGGUGUUGGUCUUUUGAGAUGGAGAAUGCAAGGAGCAGACGAAUCAAUGGUGCCAUUAACAAUUAACUGCUGGCCCUCAGUCUCUGGAAACGAGACCUAUGUCAGUAUCGAGUACGAAGCCUCGUCAAUCUUUGAUCUGCAGAAUGUGAUUAUCUCCGUACCGCUGCCUGCUCUCCGCGAGGCACCCAGUGUCAGACAAAUCGACGGGGAGUGGAGGUAUGACUCGAGGAAUUCUGUUCUGGAAUGGUCAAUACUUCUCAUUGACAACUCUAACCGCAGCGGAUCAAUGGAGUUUGUGGUGCCACCAGUGGAUUCGUCGGUUUUCUUCCCCAUCUCUGUCGGGUUCGCAGCCACCAGCACUUACAGCGACUUGAGGGUGAUGGGGAUCGUUCCGCUGAGAGGAGGUGCCCCUCCAAAGUUUGCGCAGAGGACGCAACUCAUCGCAGAGAAUUACCAGGUCGUUUGAGCAAAAAAACUCUUGUUCCGAGCAGCAGCCAGCUUAAAGAAGAAGACAAGGUUCUGAUCGUAUCUUUUCUUCUUUCAUGCACUUUGGACUCUUUCAUCAUAUUCUAUGGAAGUUUGAAUCAUUUUUACCCAGUUUUUUUUUUUUAAAUUUUGCUUCGCUUUUAGAAAAUGAUUGCUUCAUAUUAUUUGUA
Molecule: messenger RNA, 1950 nt
Organism: Tarenaya hassleriana
Lineage: Eukaryota; Viridiplantae; Streptophyta; Magnoliopsida; Brassicales; Cleomaceae
Product: coatomer subunit delta-like
Exons: 12
Coding region: 165-1760 (531 amino acids)
Biological process (GO): retrograde vesicle-mediated transport, Golgi to endoplasmic reticulum; endoplasmic reticulum to Golgi vesicle-mediated transport; Golgi localization
Cellular component (GO): COPI vesicle coat; cytosol
Source: RefSeq, a predicted model, not a curated record